Pelobates cultripes (western spadefoot toad) is the source of this 16105-nucleotide messenger RNA. The record is from the annotation of a GenBank genome assembly. NCBI's taxonomy places the organism in Eukaryota, Metazoa, Chordata, Amphibia, Anura, Pelobatidae.
AUGGGUAAAGAACUGUGCCUGAGACUACAGGUGUUGGACACACCAGGAUCUUCUCAUAGCAGCUUGGAACAUGAAGAGGUGAAGCACAGAAUAAAGAAAGCCCUUUCCCAGCAAUUUCCAGGAGGGUUACAUAUGGCCUUACUUGUCCUCAGGGCUGACAUACCUUUCUGUGAAGAAGAUAACCAGUACACUGUCAAAUUAGCAGAGGUAAUUCAUGUAAUAAGAUGAGUAAUUUGUAUUGGUAAUGUUCUCUCUGUGCUUUUUUAUGUCUUUACCAAUUUCCUUUUACAAUCUGAUGGAUGGAGAUAAAUUAGGACACAUUGUAAAAAGGCAAGCAAAAGCUUUCCAGCACAUUACAUGGUCCUCCAGCACUAAAGAGCUUAAUCUUUAAUCUCAAAUCAUGAUAUCUGCCUUCCAUAAGUUUUCAGAAAAUGUAUAAAAACUGUUAAUUGCUACCAGAUGAAACAGCUAAUAUCAUUCUGGUGUUCCUUUACUUCCAACAAGGCCAGGCUAGGUUAGGCUAUUCACACACAUCCUGUCAAAACGGAUUAGGCCCUUAGAAGGAAACAGUGCUGGAAUAACCUUGGACCAGAGCUGUGUGACCUAUUAUGUUCUAAAAGGGUGUUUUCUACAUAUCUUUUGCAUAUCUUUGGACAAUCAAUAUGAAAAUGUCUAUGCAGCUGUUUUCAGCAGCCACCUUCAUACAUAUGUAAAAAUCUUAGCUAUGUUCCCAUUCUCUCUGCAGUUUAAGGUACUCAUUAAACCUCAGAAGACAUAGUACAAGAUGGUGACCAGGAAACUUCGAACAGUAGGCAAAGUGAACAACAGCAGGGGUAAUCAACGAGAGUGGAGUGGACAUAUGGGGGGUUCUGUAGGUUUAAUUCUUGAAAAAAAAUGAGUUCACCAAUUAGAACCUAGAUAUUGCCUUCAUUGAUAUAAAAUGAUGGCUAUCAUCUCAUUAGAGCUCCUGUCAAUUUUGUUGUAAGGGGGAAAGGAAAACAUUAGGAAUGUAUUGAAAUCUUGAACACCAUAUAUAUACCAGCAUUUAUACAUAACUGCAAUAUAGAUAAAAAUGAUUCAUCUAACAGCAUUUAACAAUCUUGACUAAGAAAAGUUAUCUUUCUAGAGAAAUUAAAAUGUUUUUUUCACCAUACAUCUAGACUACUUUUAUCUGCACAUAAUUAUCUAUCACUGGGAAGGCCAAAGCUAGAUCUCCGUCUGUUUACUACAACUCCCAUGAUGAUUUGCAAGCAUUGGGCAUAGUUCCUAAACAGCAGGCACCUAUACUUGGUCACAAUUGAUCUAUAAUUUGAUUUACCACUUUUACCAUCAAGAAGGUCAAGCAGAAGACAGUCAAGCUAAUCUGUGAACUAUAAUAUUCUAUUCAUUUUACAUAACUUACUUUACAUUGCAAAAACAUUAGAACAUUUGUACAUAUACAUUCAGAAUGUCUGUAGUUACCACUUCUCUAGACAGGGUAUUGUAUAACAUCAUGGUUCUCACUGUAAAUAAUACAAUAGUUGGUUGAUGAUGCAAUUACAUUUCCUCUAAUUUUACAAUAGUCAUGGAUUGAGUAAUAAACUUCUCUUCUUUUACUCACUGCAGUUUGGGAGGUUGUGAAUAAAGUGAAAAUGGAGUAGUAUGGAUAUCAGUAUAGCUAAACUUAUUGAGCUGGCCUACUCAUACAAUAUGAUGAGUGAAACCGCACCUGGACGCUGAACAUAUUCCUUAAACCUCUGCUAAACCACAGGGGGGUUGGGAUUGGGUGGGAUUUAAUAAAAUGUGUAAAAAACUAAACAAAAACAAAUAACUUGCAAUGCAGGGAAGCAGGGAGGGAGUGAACCAAGGGAAAAUACAUUCAAGCUUCCCCUUGCAGGUGGGCUCACAGUACUUCCUGCAAAGGUAGAAGCUGACUAUGUCCAUCACCAUCACAAAGUGCGCGCUGACGAUAGUCUUAAUUUUUUCACAGAAUUCACAUUUGGCAGCCUAGAACAGCAUUCCAGGCUAGAGGUACCGCCGGUACAAAACUAUAGAUAUCUCUUUAUAUGUAGUGUUUCAAGCAGAAACUGUGCAUAUUAGAGAUUUCUUCCUCCAUGAUCUCUUGUAAAAGUAGUCAUGGAGGCUGGAGUAAACCGUUAAGUUAUUUGCAUUACACAUUAUCUAUAAUAAUGCACUAAAAGGGUGGGGAGGGGAACUUCCAGUGCAAAGUAUUUCUACCCCUACAUCUGUCUGCAAUGUACAUACCCCUUGCUAAGAGUUCUUAACAUCAAUGGCGUACUAAGUGAGGGGUGGGAAGGCGGUUCACCCUGGGUGCCAUUGAUAAUGUGGUUGUCAAUGGCACAAUGCAAUUGCAGGAUGAUUGGCAAAAGGGGAAGCGCUGCCGGUCAGCGAAUGUAGCAUGCUGAGCAGGCAGACCGCAGUAGAGGAGCUUCUGUUUCCCUAAAUGGUCUGACAGAAAGUGCUCAUGGAGAGCACAGAACUGCUUCCUGUCAGACCAGGGAGAGUGAACGGAACCUCCUCUCCCGCGAUCUGCCUGCUUGGCCACACUACACAUAAGGUACAGGAGGGGGAAGAAUGGGACACAUGUAGCCGAGAGGAGGGGAAUUGGACAGAUGGAGGAACUUGCUUGGGAAUGGGACACAGGGAGGGGGCGAAUGGGACAUAUGGAGGGGUUGGGGAGGGGGAAUGGGACACAUGGAAAGGCUGGAGGGAAUGGAACACAUGGAGGGGCUAGGUAGGUGGGCGAAUGGGACACAUGGAGGGGCUGUGGGAAAUGCCUAGGAAUAGAAUACAUGGAGAGACUGGGGGAAAUGGAACACAUGGAGGGGCUGGGGGGAUUAAUGAGAGACAUGGAGGGUCUGGUGGGGGAAAUGAAACUCAUGGAGGGGUACAAAGAGACACACACAAAAGAGAUGGGGGGACAAAUAGAUACAGAGAAGGGCUGGUGGGAAAGAGACACAUGGAGGGGAAGAGGAAAAAGACACACAAGGAGGGGAAAAAUAGACACGCAAAAAGGUAGGUGGAGAAAGACCUGGGGAAGUAAUAGGCCUGGCAGCCACACCAGUCUGCCAGCCAGCUACAGCAUCCAGUUACAAUAGCCUGCCUGCCAACCAGCCACAGUAGCCAGCCUGCCUGCUAGCUGGCCACAGCAGCCAGGGUGCCUGUUAGCCGGCCACAGCAGCCCGCCAGUCUGCUAGCUGGCCAGAGCAGCAAUCCUGCCUGCUAGCCGGCCACAGCAGUUUAUAAAUUUGUUCAAAAAAUAUUCAAAUACAGGAUCUGCCCCAGGUGCCAAAUGCUCUAGGUACCCCCCUGUUUCACAUCCACUGCAAUAUACAGUUUAGCCUGAUGAUACAUACUGAAGAUCAAUGUGUAUCGUAAUAUUAAUACAAGAUAGGAUUUUAUUAUAUUUUAAAGCUAACUCUCUUAAAUGUUAUAUACUAAAGUGCAAGUUGCCAAGAAUUCAAUGUGAAUUUAAUAUUGUAUGUCACAAAAGAUGAAUAGGAAAAAAAAUCUGUUAGCUAUUGGGUUUAUUAACUAAACAGCAAAUUGUAGUAAACUGAAAAUCAAAUUAUAAAACAUAGAUUAAAUAAGUAAUUUGGAUAAAUUCUCCAACCUAGCUACAGUCACACCUAGGCUACUGAAGCCUAAAUUUUGCAAUCAAUUUUUCAAUUCAUUACAGUUUGCUGUUUAGUGAAUGAACAAUGUUUUCAGUUUGAUUAUUUUGGCCUUCAUAUGAACUUUAUUGAAUAUACCAGUCUUUCACCAGUGGAAAUAUAAUCCAAAGAUUUGAUGGAUAGUGUUCAUGUCCGUGUACAAUACAGUUGUUGCCCCGCAUGUUUCUCUGUUGAGUGUGACGCAAGGAAGCGCUAAGCACGUAUGUGGUGUUGUUCCAUCAUUAUUGUGUGCUACCCUCAGUACACAGACUGCAACAUGUGGUGGGCCCAGAAGGGAUGCUGUAAACCAAUAAAACAGGCUUUGCUUUGACGGAGAUAAGAAGAACUACAAGUUAUGGGAGACAAAGUUAUUGGGACAUCUCCAGUUGAUGAAUCUCAAAGAAAUUAUGAGGAUGAAGAUAAAAAUGAGGAGGCAUAGGCUGAGUUAAAUCAAUUCUUAGAUAAUAACAGUCUGUCUUUAGGGAGGUAACUGAUGAUGGAAGAACGUCGCUUCAAAUGCUGAGUGAUUAUUAUGCAAACAAGGAAAAGCCCAAAUAGUUAGGUUGUUUACCUAGCUUCAGAAAGGUGCAAAUAAAGUGUGACAUAUAAAAUGUGCCUGAAUUGUUUAAACCGUUUGCCAUCCAUAUUACGCAGGGUGAUGGCAAAGUUUCCCUUGUAGAGUUCAAAACACAGUUGAGAAGUUACUGAGAAAUACUGUGCUAGCUCAAAUGACGGCAGAGCAUUGAAAGUGAGUAAUAUGACUCCUAGAGUUAAAAUGAAGGACGACUCUAAUAAAGUGUGCUCAAGCAUUCAAAAUGGCAGCCAAUCACUGUGGUGUUAUUACUGUAGUAGCCAGACACGCAGAGAUGCAAAUUGUAGAUUGCAAGAAAAGAGACAAACAGCAGACAUGUAUAUGUCUUUAAAAUCAGAGAUGGCCUUUUUUUAAUACUGAAAGGGCUAAUGGUCAACACAAGGGCAAAAAAACCCUUAACGUUGAAUAGUGUACAAGAACACUUUUAAAUGAGAGAAACACUUAAUGGACCUUGCAGAUGGAAAUAAAAGACACUGAAGAGGGUUUAUGCAGGGAUUUAUCUACUUGACAGUAAAGAAAAUUGAAUGUUAGCAACCCUAAAGAAAGCAUUACCUUCACAUACUCAAGACAUUUUCUCUGUAGAGGUAACAAUGGCAUAUCAGUUAACUUUAAACAAGGCAGAAGUGAGCUUGUUUGUUACGAUGGCACCAAAUUCAUAAUCCAAAAAUACAACAGACUUUACGAUCUUAAAAAUUGUUCUGAAAAUUAAGACAGAUGUUAUUGAUGUUAUAAUAUAUUUAAACCUGGCACUAAAUUAUAGGUCAUUGUAAUUACAAUGAAAUUUCAAAGUUAUAGAAAGUGGUGAAAGAAAUGAAAAUGAAGGGUAACAUUGAUUGGUCUGACCUAAACUGUGAAAUUUGCACUCAUGAAAAUUUGUUCAGAGUAAAAGGGAAAAGAUGGAUGCUUGUGCCACCACGACCCUAGAACUAGUGCACACAGACUUAGAAGGUCCCAUAGAACCACAAGCCAAAGAAGGAGGGAGGUGUCACGUAUUCAUCCGCUUAUAGAAAAGUGGUUAAUGACAUUUACUGUCCACACAGGAAAAGUUGUGCCGAGCAGCAACCUAAUCCACAGAAGGGUUAAUGCUGAGCAGCAAUUAUGCAAAUGAAACCUGGUAACUGACUUUGGGGUCAAAGGCCGGUUACAGUCUAUCAGUAUUUAGGCCCAGUUCUCAGCCUGCUCAGUGCCCUGUCGUGGUUUCCCUUGUGGUUGUCCGAGAGCGCGUUCCUGUUUAUUGUUUUCUACCUGGUUUUUGACUUUGGCUUUGUUUAUUGACUUCUCUAUAUUCUGGUAUCCUGACUUCUGGCUUUCCUCAUCGCUGUGUCCCUUUCUGUGUUCCCUGACCUCGGCUAGUAUUUUUGACUAUUCUUUGUACGUUAAAUCCGGCCAUUCUAAGGACCGGUAAUACGUUACUUAUUUGUCAUCCGUGCUGUACAGUUCUACGUGCUGGAUCAAACAGUAAUCCUGACAUUACGACAUGGCCAUAGAUCCUGUAGAACUGUGUCAGCACAUAGCUGCUUGCGAGAGGAAAUUAGAGGAGAAUGAUCACCGCAUGGAUCAAUUCACUCAGGCUUUAAGUACGCUUCUCGCUAGAACGGAGCAUCUGCAGCCUGCAGCGUCUCCUCCUAUAGCACCUCUAGCCUGUGUACCUCCACCCACUGUUAAUAGGACUCCUAGCAUCUCCUUAUCACCAUCCCUACAGUUUGAUGGCAAUAUCCAGGAAUGCAGGGGUUUUCUUAAUCAGGUGGAGUACCAUUUUGAGGCCUCACCAGGGUCAUUCCCCACGGACAGAGCAAGAAUUGGUUAUCUAAUUAAUCAAUUAAAGGGCAAGGCCCUUGCCUGGGCUAAUCCAUUGUGGGAGAGUAAUCGGAGCAUAGCUCAUAAUUACCAGGAAUUCCUUGCCGAAUUCAAGCUCACAUUUGAGCCAUUGGGUAGAGAGGAUGACGUCUCCACUGCCCUAAUGCACAUCAGACAAGGUAACCGGUCUAUCUCGGAUUAUGCUAUUGAAUUCCGUACCUUAGCUUCCGAGGUAGACUGGACUAACAAUGGGUUAAUCUCAGCAUUCAAAAAGGGUCUCUCAGAGACUAUACUAGAUGAGAUAGCCGCUAAAGAAUUACCUAAGAGUCUUAACGAAUUUAUUACGUUUGUCAUGCAUAUUGAUAAUAGGUUAAGACUCAGAGAAGUCACCAGAAGCAAGACCAGACGUACGGCUAUGUCCCUAGCACCUCAAUUCUCUAAACCUGUUUUGUCUAACCUCCCUGUACAGUCCGAACCCGAACCUAUGCAGUUGGGGGUCACUAGACUGUCAGAGGCCGAAAAACAGUAAAGGAGAAGGGAGGGGUUAUGCCUAUAUUGCGGUAGAAAGGGACAUAUGAUAACUAAUUGUCCAGUGCGUCUGGAAAACUUCCGAACCUAAGAACCUUAAGGGGACAGAUCUUAGGUGUGAUGGAGUUGUCCUCUAACAAAAACAAAAGUAGAUUCCUCCUUGAUGGACUCAGGUGCUGCUGGAAAUUUUAUUGAUGUCCAGUUUAUUAGGGGUAAUGAGAUACCGGUCAGGGAGAGACCUACGCCGCUAGCUGUAGAGGCUAUUGAUGGUAGACCACUCACACAACCGCUUAUAACCCACGAAACUGUCCCUAUUACGAUCUCCAUUGGGGCCUCCCAUAGGGAGGAGAUGACGUUUCAGGUUAUUACUUCUCCAUCAUGUCCUAUCAUAUUAGGGUUUCCAUGGCUGAGUAAGCACAAUCCCUAUAUUGACUGGGCUAAUGGGGAGAUAUUAGAAUGGGGUAAAGAGUGUAUGGGGAGAUGUAUAAAACCAGUACUAAAGAGAUUGGAUAUUAUUGACCUUCCCACUACCACUCCCCAAACUCCUGGAGUUCCCAUACAAUACCGAGAACUUCAGGAGGUGUUUAACAAGGCUCAAUCCGAUGUAUUGCCUCCCCACAGAGCAUAUGACUGUGCCAUUAACCUGUUUCCAGGCGCUAUGCCACCUAAGGGGGCAGUUUAUGCCUUAUCUCCCCAGGAGAGUAAAAUAAUGGAGGAAUACAUCAAAGAAUCCUUGAGCAAAGGGCACAUAAGAAAGUCAUCCUCACCAGCUGGUGCAGGAUUCUUUUUUGUUGAGAAAAAGGGUGGUGAGUUACGCCCUUGCAUAGACUACAGGGCACUUAAUAAAAUCACUGUAAAAAAUGCAUACCCUAUCCCACUCAUUUCCGAAUUGUUCGAUAGACUUCAGGGAGCUAAAGUAUUUACUAAACUUGACCUUAGGAGCACUUACAAUUUGGUUAGAAUUAAAGAGAAUCAUGAGUGGAAGAUGGCAUUUAAUACCCGUAGUGGACACUAUGAAUAUCUGGUAAUGCCAUUUGGGUUAUGCAACGCCCCGGCCGUAUUCCAAGACUUUAUAAAUGAUGUACUCAGGGAAUUCAUUUACUCAUUUGUCUUGGUUUAUUUGGACGAUAUUUUGGUGUAUUCCCCUGAUCUUCAAACUCACCACUCCCAUGUGAAACAGGUUCUGCAGACGUUGUUGAAAAAUAAACUUUAUUGUAAAUUAGAAAAGUGCAUAUUUGACCAGCCUGAAGUCCACUUUUUGGGUUACAACAUCUCUGCAUCGGGAUUUCAAAUGGAUCCUAAAAACUAGAGGCUGUACUACACUGGCCAUUACCCUCUGGUUUAAAAGCCAUUCAAAGGUUUAUUGGUUUUGCCAACUAUUACAGAAGAUUCAUCAAGGGAUUUUCUUCUGUAAUAGCCCCAAUCACAAAUAUGAUUUGCAAAGGGGUUAGUAUCAUGGUAUGGUCCAAAGAGGCUGUGAAUGCUUUUGAGACUCUUAAACAAAGAUUUGCCUCUGCGAACAUACUAAAACAUCCCGACACUAGUAAACCUUUUAUAUUGGAGGUUGAUGCAUCCGAGACAGGGGUAGGGGCUGUUCUCUCUCAGAGAGAAAGCCAGGGAACACCAUUGCAUCCUUGUGGCUACUUCUCCAGAAAGAUGUCUCCUGAUGAGCGCAACUACGAUAUUGGCAAUAGAGAACUGUUGGCCAUUAUUCUUGCACUCAAGGAGUGGCGACAUCUUUUGGAGGGUUCCAAGGACCCCCUGUUGAUCAUAACCGACCACAAAAAUCUGGCAUAUAUAGGGGAUGCCAAACGUUUGUCUUCCAGACAGGCUAGAUGGUCACUGUUCCUUUCACGUUUUAACUUUCUCAUUACUUAUAGACCUGGUUCUAAAAAUACCAAGGCUGAUGCCUUGUCCAGGCAAUUUGAUAAUGAGUCAGCUCCGGAACAGGUGACAUCUCCUAUUAUUCCACCAGAGUGUAUUAUUGCUACUACUGUCCUCUUACUGUCUUCUCCACUGCUUGGCACCAUACUGGAGGCCCGGCCUCAGGCGCCCAGUGGUAAACCGUGUGAUAAACUGUUCGUUCCCCUAUGUGAAAGGGUUAAUAUCUUGAAAGUGUUCCAUGACAAUAUAACUGCUGGACACCCGGGCAUCAAUAAGUCCACUGCCGCGAUCACUAGAUCAUUUUGGUGGGAUUCACUCAGGAAAGAUGUAAAGGAGUAUGUGCAGGCAUGUUCUGUGUGUGCAGUUUCUAAGGUGACUCAUGCACUUCCUUGUGGCCUGUUGCAGCCUCUUCCUGUUCCUGAGAUUCCAUGGUCCCACUUAUCCAUGGACUUUAUUGUUGAGCUUCCUAGCUCUGCUGGGUUCACUACUAUUCUCAUGGUUGUAGACCGAUUUUCUAAGAUGGCUCACUUCAUUCCUCUCAAGAAGUUGCCAUCUUCGCAAGAUUUGGUCCUAAUUUUCAUACGUGAAAUUGUCCGUUUGCAUGGCAUCCCCCACAAUAUUGUGUCUGAUAGGGGCUCUCAGUUUGUGUCCAGGUUCUGGAGGGCGUUCAGUAAACAAUUGGGGAUUGAUCUCUCCUUCUCCUCCUCCUACCAUCCACAGACCAAUGGUACAGCUGAGAGGGCUAACCAGUCAUUAGAAGUUUAUUUGCGUUGUUUUAUUAAUAGCACACAAGACAAUUGGUCCGAACUACUCCCGUGGGCCGAGUUCGCUAGAAACAAUGCUGUUCAUGACUCCUCUGGGCACAGUCCAUUUUUUGUCAAUAAUGGUAGGCAUCCUACGGUUCUCCCUGCGGUAUUUUCUGAUACUGCCAUUCCUGCUCUGGAUGAGCGUCUGGCCUCCAUUCGGGAUACCUGGGUUAAGGUUCAAACUGCUCUAGGGGCUGCUGCUGAACGCUUCAAACAUUUUGCUGAUAAGCGUAGGAGUGCCAACCCGGUGUACCAAGUGGGGGACCGGGUUUGGUUGUCAUCUCGCAACAUCAAGCUUAAGGUCCCUAGCAUGAAGUUUGCCCCCAGAUUCCUUGGUCCCUAUAGAGUGCUUCGUAGGAUCAAUCCAGUGUCUUACUCUCUGGCUCUUCCUGCAUCUUUAGGGAUUCCCAACACUUUUCAUGUGUCCUUACUCAAACCUCUUGUCUGCAAUAGAUAUACUGUUCCUUGUGUUCCUCCCCCUCCGGUGGUGGUGGGUGGUCAGGAAGAGUAUGAGGUAUCUUCUAUCGUGGAUUCUAGGUUUUCUCGGGGCACUUUACAGUACUUGGUUGUUUGGAAAGGUUACGGUCCUGCUGAUCGUUCUUGGGUUUCGGCUCCUGACCUGCAUGCGGGCCGUAAGAUCCGCGCUUUUCACGCUAAAUUUCCUCUCAAGCCUGGUCCUGUCCGCCCGGUGGGCGUUCUUCAGGUGGGGGGUAAUGUCACGUAUUCAUCCGCUUAUAGAAAUGUGGUUAAUGACAUUUACUGUCCACACAGGAAAAGUUGUGCCGAGCAGCAACCUAAUCCACAGAAGGGUUAAUGCUGAGCAGCAAUUAUGCAAAUGAAACCUGGUAACUGACUUUGGGGUCAAAGGCCGGUUACAGCCUAUCAGAACUAAAGGAGGGGUAUUUAGGCCCAGUUCUCAGCCUGCUCAGUGCCCUGUCGUGGUUUCCCUUGUGGUUGUCCGAGAGCGCGUUCCUGUUUAUAGUUUUCUACCUGGUUUUUGACUUUGGCUUUAUUUAUUGACUUCUCUAUAUUCUGGUAUCCUGACUCCUGGCUUUCCUCAUCGCUGUGUCCCUUUCUGUGUUCCCUGACCUCGGCUAGUAUUUUUGACUAUUCUUUGUACGUUAAAUCCGGCCAUUCUAAGGACCGGUAAUACGUUACUUAUUUGUCAUCCGUGCUGUACAGUUCUACGUGCUGGAUCAAACAGUAAUCCUGACAGGAGGUUGGUCAUGUAAUUUUUGGUGUAUCUCAGUCAGUAGACAAUGUCCCAAUACAGGAGUAGUGACUUCCAAAGAGGAUAUGGUGUGAAUACCACUGUUAGACUUUGCUUUCACUGGAGGGACAUUUGUUUAACUUGUAGAUGGAAUGCAUCAUAUAGAUUUCCAGCACCUCAGAAACCUGUGAUUUAUAAACCACACUUUUCAGAUAUGGAGAAGCCUUAAAGAUACUUGGGGGAUGGCCACUGGUACUAUCUGUAUUCCUCCCUAGUAUUAUUCCCUAGUAUUCCUCCCUGCAGCACUUAACUUGGAAUUUCAGAAUGGUCAUGGUAAUAACUUACUAUGAAGGAUAAUAGGAGAUGCAGAUCCACUUAUAAUAAGACUACUGACGGAUGAAACACCCCCUAAGAUAAGGGACUUUACCCAAUGGAAAAGCAAGACGACACUCAUAGAUAUAAUAGGAAUUUCCCACUUAAAUUUUUUUUAUUUUUUUUAAUCAGUGAUACCAUAUUGGCAUUCAAUAAAUAAAACACAAUUUGAGCUUCUGUGUGGUCCAGGGAUAUUGAAUAAAUCUCAUCUAUCCAGUAUUAUAGCAUAAUACAGAGAGGGGCUACAGAAGGGCUAGUACCUUCUUUUCAACGGAAGUGGGUGCAAGGUCUUAAUAUUCAAAUGACUAAUGAGGAUUGGUCAUAUGUGCUUAACAUGGGGAUAAAUUCACAAGUCAGCAUCUCUAGGAAAAUUAUCUUUUUUAAAAGAGUUACUAGAUGGUAUAGGACUCCAGCUCGAUUACAUAAAUACUGUCCAUUGGUUAGUGAUCGAUGCUGGAGGUGUGAAGCUAAACGGGGCGAUAUGGAACAUAUUUGGUGGGAAUGCAACCACGUUAGAACAUAUUGGCAACAUGUCCUAGGGGAAAUAUAUAAGAUUUUACCAACACCUAAACAAUUAACCUCUUCAAAGAUAUUGUUGGGUUGGCCAACCUCCUUCAAAGAGAAACCAUAAACAGCUACUGUUGAACCACUUAUUGAAUGAAGCAAAUGCUAUGAUCCCAGUCUUUUGGUGUAAAUUCAUAGUUCCAACCAAAGAACAAUGGAUACGGAAAAAGUUGAAAAAAUGAGGGAAAUGGAGGAAUGGCGCAUCUUCCAUGAAUUUCUGGACACCCGGUAUGCUUAAAAAAUAUAUAAUGCUUCUCAUUAACAAUAUGGUUAUUCACUAAAGUGAGAAUUGUUAAUAAUAAUUCUUACAGGUUUAUUCAUUGAAGUGAUAAUUCAAAGUCAAUUUUAAGAGUAGAAGCUCUGAAAGCAUAGAUUAACAUUUUGGGUUCAUCUAUUUUGACCUUAAAGUACAAUCACCUCAAAACAAUCUGUCAAAAAUAAUCCAUAAAUCACGUUUUGAAAGGGAAUAUAUUUCUUUAAAUAAUAUAUAGAUGAGAAAAACUAACUCAUCCCUAGUUUCAGUAUAUAACACGAUCUUACAGCCAUAUACAUGCACCUUGGGUCAGUAGUGGGUCUAUGGUCUUUCAGAUUCUGUGCAGGGAGUGAAGCAGGGAAGACCAUGGAGAUGAACUAUGGGUUUUAAAACACUGUUACUAAACGUAGGAAUGAGUUUCACUUUGAAUCAUUUUAAAUUAUCUCUUUAGUAAAUAAAAAAAGAAUGAAAAUCCUGAAAGUGAAUUUCAUAUUUAAGGUACAUAUGAGAUGACAUUUAAUAAGUAUAUUACCUGUUUUGAAAAAUUCCAAGUUGGAUGAAACGCGUACUUUAUUUUAUUUGUUGACUGAAGAUCUCCCAGCAUGAAAUGUAGCAAACGCUCUUAUAUUGUGUCUAACACUGGAGGGAAGCGAUUACAACGGUGAUUACUACUGGUACCUUACCGGAGGUUUGACUAUUUGAGGCUCUUGGCAAAAUCAUAUUACAGUAUAUACCUUCAUUUUGGAGCAUAUUUAUUCAACCUGAGGAUCAUUAAGAUCUGGCUGCAACAUAAUUUAUUCAUCUUGACUCCCUAACUAUCAAGGCAAGUGGUAAUAAUGUUAUGUAAGGUUUACACUAUGCCACAAGUGGAUUUAUUUCCUUAUAUCAGGAGGACAUUUGAGGAUUCUUAUCCAGCUAAUCGGUCCCAUUGUAUUGUUUGUCAGACUCUGUAUUUACGACCUGGUAGCUUGCUUUUCUUAACUCUGGUAGCAUUGUACACGUAUUAGAGUUAAUAACUUUGUGUCUAGUUAGUAUCAGGAUCACUGCAGUUAGGGAGCAGCUUAAUAGUCUACUUCAUAUACACAUGAUGGUAUUAUGUAACUUUAGGUGUUUAUUUAUUUACAAAAAACAUUCAGAUAAUAUUUUGACAUUAGUGCGACCUAGUCUUUUCUUUUGUUGAGUUAAGGAUCAGUAUAUUUCUCUUUUCUUGGAUAUACACAUGAUUUUAUUGGUAUUUUGUAACACUUGUUGGUGCUAUAUAAAUAGUUAUAAUAAUACUAAUAACAGUAAUCUAGGCCAACUGUGCAUAUAACUUAUGUUUUCAUAGACUUAUGAGAGAGAGAGAGAGAGAGAGAGAGAGUGUGUGUGUGUGUGCGCGCGCGCCAUACAUUACAUUUCAGUUUGGUUUAACAAUAUCCACACAGUAGUAGAGAAGAACAGAGAGGCAUGUUCUUACAUAGCAUUGUCUAAGUAAAAUCCUGUCCUGACUAUAGGGGAGCGAUUACCAACCUUAGCACAAUGAUCAUCGUGAACCAUGUUUACAAUAAUGCUAAUCUACAGUAUAUAAGUAAUAUUCUCACAAUACAAUGUCUCAACUCACACACUAGUAAAAGCUCCAUAUGAGUAGGGCAUAGAAACUAGAGAUUAUUAAGUUGCUAAAUUUAGUUUCUCUAGUCUGAUUUUGACAAUUCACUGCUUGUUGUCCAAACAUUGUGAUUUGGAAAGACAUGCUUUGAUGGCAGUAUUUACAGUGCAAAGAUAUAGUUAACAGAACAGGAAAGAACCUCAUCAAACAAUGUAUUGUUGCCAUAUACAAUCUGGAAUGCCAUUGCUUUUACAUGAUAAUUAAACUUCAUCCAUGAUGUAAUAGUUGGCUUUCGAAUCACAUUUUUUCCACUAUCAACCCACAUGCUAUGAGUUCAUUGGCUGCAAAUGAUUUAAAACAAAAUGAAGGGAUAUACGUGAAUGUAAAGGACACAUUUCAUUAUAUCUAUAGUCGUAUAAUAAUUCUACAUUGCAUAUAUUUAAUCUAUUUAAUUAUCAUGUAACAAUCUUAUCCAGAGCACCUUUCAGAAUUCAGCAACUGAUCAUAGGCAAAUCUAUAGACAUACAUAUAUAAAAUUAGACAUACUCUUACAAAAGGAUAAGGAAGCUAUUUUCAUGCACGCUUGAUCUAAAAUGUGUGUUUUAAAAAAUAUAUAUAAUAUUAUAUCUUUAAAUAAUUAUAAAUAUUUAUUCUAAAAGCAAGAACCUAAAUUCAUAUGGCAUUAUUUAUGUAGAUUAAAAACAAACUUUAGAAAAAAAUAUCCAUAUUUGAUCUAAAAUUACCAUUCAUAUAUAUUCACUAAAGGCAAUAUGUAUGCAGAGUCAGAGAUAAUUCUCAAACUCAAAUAUCAGAGCAUAGAAAAAAAUGAGGUCUGCGCUCAUGGGUGUCCGCAGAACUUUUCCAGGGGUAAUGACAUCCAUGCUUGGCCAGUUUUUGACAGCGUCAUGAAGGGAAGAGGCAUAGUCAUUAUCACAUAAAGCCAGGGUGAAUAGCGUUUUCACAACUAUAGUCUCAGGAAUACAUGUCUGUAUUCCUGACAUUAUAGUGUUUCUUUAAUCAAAUUAAAGGAACAUUCUGGUCAUCAUAACAUCAUAAAUAAAAAUGCUAUGAUGCCAGGAAGCCCCUGGGUGCUCUCUUGUCUUUGGUUGUUUUUUUCUCUGUGUUAAUGUGCUGCUGUGGAGUUCUAGUAAUGAAAGACUUAAGCAAAUAUAAAGCCUCCUGCCAUGUUAUAAAAUUAGUUUUGAAAGCAAGUUAUAGAACUUUGUGUCCAUAGAGAUCCAUGAACAAAACUACAUGCAAAUGCAAGGCUUAAAAGUUAUUUCCAUUUUAGGUUUGAUUUUCUUAGCAUUUGUCAUCAGUAAAGCACUAAUAACUAAAAAGCCCACAGGUACCAACAUGAUAAAAACUGUCAGAUUCUGUGCAAGACAUUUGGUGGCAGAGAGGAUACACUUGCUGUUGCCCUGUAUUGCAGGAGGCAGUCAUCAGUAGUAAUGGAAAACUUAAAAUGUUGAGAAUUGACAUUUAUAUAUUCAUACACAAUAUGUGCAGAAAAAUAUUCUUUCCCUUUCAGAUCGAAAUGGAACUUACUUUUCCUUUUCUGUUGUAUGAUAAAAUAAUUCUCCAAAAAGGUCUGACAUUGUGUGCCAGGAUUGCAGUGUAUUGGGUUUCAUCACUCCUACAGUUUAUUUAAAAAUAAAAACAUACUUUCUCAAAAUCUUGAAAUAUGAGACACUUUGAUUUUCUGGAUAGAAUCAUUUAUUUUUGGUAAAAGUGGCAUUGAAAGUCAGCAAAGUCCAAGGAUUGCUUCCCAUUUUGCUGUCCUUUUGCUUCAGUACAUGAUACGAGUCCUUGCAAGUCUCAGAUUGUAUUCCUUCAAAUAAAAUAUGAUUUUUAUGUAAGUUCAUUAGGUAUUUUGAGAAAAAGCAUACUACUCCUGUCAAAUGUCUGCUAUAUAAAACACUUCAGUAAGUUAAGAAAUUUUGCUUUUUAACGUCCACUGAAAAUGUAAUAGGCCAAACCAUUGUAAAUGUGUUUCUUGUCACUUAACCCUUUAUAAAUCUCACGUGAACAUGAUUUGACAGGCUGAAAAAAAUUAUUUUAAAUUUAGUUUAGAAUUCAAAUCUGCUUUUUCUCAUCGUCUCAUCUUAUUCAUUAGUUUAGAUCACAACAGGUUUUAAUCAGGAAUAGUGGAGAACUAACAAAAGGAUUUCAAAUAGUAAGUUAUUUGAAAGAAUAUUUUCAAUUUGGCUAAUUUGAUCUAAAACAUGUAAUUCUUUUGGAAUGUCUUGCCAAUUUCCUGUUUAGUGAGCAACUCCAUAAGUAAGAACUAGUGAUGUCCCGAACGUUUUGAAGCUGCAUUCUUAGUGAGCUGUCCAGGACGUGGGAGGGUCUGGGAGGGAGGGUCUGCUGCUGAUUGGCUGGAAUGUGUCUGCUGACUGUGAGGUACAGGGUCAAAGUUUACUCAAUGAUGAGUCCGCGGCGAACCGUUCGGAACAUCACUAGUGAGAACAAUUAGCAGGCAUCAUUGUAUUCAAAAGUCACAAUUUUUGGAGACCUAUAUUGUAAUGGUAGCGUGGUCUAUCAUUAUUUAUUCUUUAAGAUAAAAUAAUCACCAACUGCACCCUUUUCUUUUAUUACAGGAACUUUUGGGCCCUACGUGGAACGAUUUUACCACGGUCAUAUUUACCCAUGGAGACAAGCUAAGCGAGACCUGUAUGAAAGAGGAUGAAUACCUUAUGUCUGCUCCUAAAAAGCUAUUGACUCUACUGGAAAAAGUACAUAAAAAAUACAUUUUUAGAGAUCCUUCAGAUAAAUCCCUACAGAAGGAAAGAGCAAUCCUAACAAGUCAAAUGUUUGAUUACGUGAAGAACAACAAGUACCAAAGUUUACACUUUGAUUGA